GUGUGUGUGUCGAGCGGUUUCCUCUCGAGUUGGUUGACUGAUCAGAAUGAGCAGAGGGUGUGAUGGGUGUGUUCUCGUUGGGUUUUUGUGGUGGCACUGGUGCUAUCAGCUUCAAGUCGUCUGUAGAACAGCACGACUGCUGCGAUGUUGUGAGGAGAGAGAGGAAGGAAAGCGUGCACGGUCCCGGCAGAGAGCUGUUGAGCCUUGCACUCGCCUUCCUGUGGCCCCGGGCUCGAGAACCUUUCAGUGUGAUUGCAGCUUGUCCAUGUGACUCGGCUUCCGUUGCCUGCCUGCCUGCGCGCUUCCGCGAAGAGUAAAACAAGGGGGCAUCGGCGCUUCAGUCAGGGCAGAGGAGCGCAGAUGAGCCUGACACUCAUGAGAACGCUCACUGCAAAAGCAAGUCAUCGUGCGGUAUGGUCAGGGGAGCAACCGUCAGUGGCUUGGGAAAUCCACACCACAUCACCAGUUGAGAUGAUAAAAUGCCAGUCCACGGGGUCCCUCUCAUCUUGCUCUGCUUGUCACCCAUGUGGAGAAUCCUGAUAGCAGUCUCUUGUCCUCGACAACACACCCCAUGCCAGCUGGCAGAAAGAACGGCUGUCUGCAAUAACUGCAAGCUCUCAAACGUACCGGAAAGCCACCGGUCGGACAUAGAGACCCUUCAGCUUGACUACAAUGAUAUUGAAACACUACAGGACACCUCUCUUCAAAGUUAUCCUUCACUAAAAUCCCUGAGUAUAGCUUUUAAUAGAUUGGUCAGAAUAGAAUCGAACACCUUUGAAAGCUCAAAAUUGUUAGAACGAUUGAAUCUUACAAAUAAUAAUCUUAACAUUGGCUAUCAAGAAACAGGCCUUGCAUUAAGAAAGCUUCCCGGUAUUAGGAUUCUAGAUCUAUCUGAGAACAAGCUUGACAAUGAAAUGGCUUCCCUGCUUCUUCAAAAUCUAACAUCCCUGGAGCACCUCUGUCUCUCCGGGAACAUCCUGAGGAGACUGGACGAGAAUUCAUUCAGGGAUCUCCACCAACUCAAAGACCUGGAUUUACAAAGAAACAUAAUAUUUGAAAUCGACGGCGCCUUCGACAGCAACGCACAACUCCAGCGACUCAACCUGGCCUUCAACUAUUUGCCUUGUCUGACCGACUUUCACAUGACCCAGCUGGUCUUUCUCAACGUCAGCCAUAACGCCAUCGAGUGGUUCAUCUCGAGACAAGAGCUGGACAGCACUUUCCAUUUAGAGACUCUCGACUUGUCCAAUAACAAACUCUUAUUUUUCCCUUUUCUGCCCAGCAAGGGCAAUUUGCGCAACCUUUAUCUGUCCCACAACAUUGUGAGUUUCUAUAAACAUUUGGCGGACAACGUUUCGUACCCAAACUCAACGUCGACUGUUGAGUUCUUUAAUGUGAACCAGUACAGCAGUAAUGUAACCGCUCAGUUGUGGAAUGAUGAUCUCUUUGGUGAUGUUUCUGCUCUGAAGGUUUUAGAUCUAAGAGGAAACCAAGUGACAUAUUUCCCUGAAGGAUUUAUUAAAAAUAUGCCGUUCCUAUCGUCACUUCACAUGAGCUCCAAUUGCCUGGAAACCCUAAAUCUUACAUCAGAGCAGUUCUCUGGAACCCUGUCUGAGCUUGACAUUAGUAACAACAGACUGAGUCAGAUCUUUGCUGAUGAAAGCACGCUUGCCUCUCUUGGCAAUUUGACAUACUUUAACCUGAGCCUCAAUGGCCUGACAGAGUUACCCUUUGGAUUAUUUUCUUCACUCCAGAGCAUCCGGUCAGUCGACAUCAGCUACAACAACGUUAACAUUUGCCUCUCCAAUGAUGUGGAAAUGAGCACGGACGCUAUCCCGGCUUGUGUGGACUGGAGGAAUAUUGUUUCCCUGAGACAGCUUUACCUGAAAGGAUGCCACCUUAAAGCCAUCCCAUCCACCGCAUUUACAGCGUUAUCACUAACACACUUAGAACUGUCUGAUAACCCCGGACUCGUUGUCCAAAACUCACUGCAAAGUUUGAGCAGGACGUUGCAGCAUCUAGGUUUAGGAAACACACAAAUACAAGACCUUGACUUCUCAGAUUUCCAGAGUCUUAAGUAUUUAAACCUUUCGAGGAAUUCUCUUGCCCAUCUCCCGCCUUCACUUCAAAAUACUGACCUGAAAGUGCUUGACUUGAGAGACAACAAACUAUCGACUAUGCCAUCUGGUCAGGCUUCUGCCCUUGCCUCAAAGCUUCAAACUGUUUUCCUCACAGGAAAUCCAUUCAAUUGCUGCCAAACUGAAUGGUUCAGGACAUUUGAAACAAUAGAGACACUCAACAUAGUUGAACUAUCAAAAAUCAAGUGUGAAGACCUCUUCCAAGUGACGCACAGUAUAGAAAACUCCCAAUCAUUUUUGUGUUUGGAAACUCGAGAUACAAUACUCUUCUACAUUCUGCUGUUUGUACCUGUGUUUGUUUCUUUACUAGGUAUCUCUGUUAUCAUACUUCUAACCUUCAAGCCGAAAAUGCUACAGAAAUCCAUCAAAAAGAAAUAUUUGAAACCUACUUCUUACUGAUACUUUAUAAACCCUGAACACAGCUAGGAUUUGUGCGGUAUAUCAUUACUAGGUGUGGGGGAUGUAUUUCCAAUGGACUUAGGAAAUAAAUUCAACUGAUUGCAAAAUUGUCUUUGAAAUAUUCAAACAGAUGCAGUGCUCUGUCUCUCACAUCACUCGUUGAUUGUGGUUCAAAACCAGGCCAUAAUCCAGGUACCACGAUGUAAAAAUGUGGCCGUGUGCUUGUGGGACUUGGUGUGAGUGUGUGUUUGUGUGUGGAUGUGUGUUUGUGUGUGGACGUGUGUUUGUGUCAGUGUGUGUGUGUGUGCGUGCGCCAAUAUGCAGAAGUAGUGUGAUGCAAGUUGUUGCUAUAAGCAGCAGAGGAAACAUGAAAUUUCCUGUUUUGCAAAGAUGUGCAGCAACUGCCCAGUUCUGUAUCUUAAAGAGGAGGGGUUUGCGGUUUCCUUCCCAUCAGAGACAAAGAUUCAUCAUCAACAUGAGAUUCCAAUUUGUCCCGUGAUGUGUUGGUCAUAACCUGCACACCAAUUCUGGUAAACCUAGUCUCCCACACAACUUCUAUUAACUGAAUAAGUUAUCACGUAUUGCUCAAAGGUUUUGAUUAUCAUGGAAAUUAAACAACAUUUCUAUAUGAUUGUUGUGUAAAGCUUUUCAUUUCUCAACCUUUGCAUGCCAUGUGUUUAGCUGCUCAUAGGUGAAUAGGCU
This is a messenger RNA of Menidia menidia (Atlantic silverside), 3239 nucleotides long. The record is from the annotation of a GenBank genome assembly. Lineage: Eukaryota; Metazoa; Chordata; Actinopteri; Atheriniformes; Atherinopsidae.